AUGGACAUGAGAUACACUAACGUACCAAUGAACCUAAAUGAAUGCCCAAUUACCCUUGGUGAUAAAGAAUGGGGGGUAUUGUCUGAACAUGUGCCUCAGAUGGUUUACACCAUCUACAAACGUACUAUUGUCAAAUUAUUGGUUAAUCAUUACAACGGCAAAUUAAUAGUAUCCGACAGAAAGAACAACCAGAUUGUGAAAUCCAACGUUUCGUUCGUAUUUAACCAAGUCCCAAUUAGUAAUGAGAAUGUACACAGUUAUUCCUCGCCCAUCCACAAAGAGAAUGUUGUAUGGUUGGUACCUCGUGCAAAAAUCAUACCACCGAUGGAGGUAAUCUUCGUUACCUUUGAAAAACAAGUUUGGAUUUUGAUCGUCGUCAGUUUCAUCAUUGUAACGGCCGCGUGGUGGUUUAUUAUGUCAUGCAAACAAAGGAGAUGGAAUAUGGGAAAUAUGGCAAUUGCGAUGACAAAUUUGACUUCACUCACAAUUCUUGGUUCCGUCGCCAAAGUUCCGAAAUCUGCCAUUCUAUGCUGUGUGCUAAUCACGUACUUAGUAUACGUUAUCCACAUCAAUUGUGGCUUCACAGCCAACUUGAUCAACAUCUUGACACAACCGCAGUAUGAGUUCCAAAUCAGCAACCUAAAGCAACUGGCAGACUCUAACCUUCCCAUAUACGCUCCUGAUAAAUUUUUGGAGUUCCAAUUUCACAGUAACGUCACCGACUGUGAACUGUACACAAAACUGAAGUCGUUGACAGUUCCCAUUAAAAGCUCCCAGGAAUAUGUCAUGGUGUUCUUAAAAAUCAGCAAACAUGGCAAUAGUGCGCUUGUAACAUUAGAAGAACAUUUGUUUAACAUGCAGAGGGAAUUCAGCAAUGAGCUAAAGGUAUACAAAAUUAUAGACAACAGCAUCACAUGGCGAAUAAAUUAUUUUCGCAACCAUUACUUCGGGGUCUACUUCGAGAACUUUAUUGCAGCAAUUACAGAAUCCGGAAUCGGCAACGAAAUCUAUAAAAAUUUGAAAGAGGCGUUUUUGAAAGUGCCCAGGGCUGAAGAUGACGAGAAAGUGGUGCUAACCUUACGCCAUCUGUGCUUUGCAUUUGCCUUACUUGGUUUGGGAUUGUCACUGUCAAUGGUGGUGUUUUUUGUUGAACUCGCAAUAGCAAAAUGCACCUAUCGUUGUAAGUAG
Photinus pyralis (common eastern firefly) is the source of this 1188-nucleotide messenger RNA. RefSeq lists its product as uncharacterized. Gene Ontology annotation, molecular function: ligand-gated monoatomic ion channel activity. Gene Ontology annotation, cellular component: membrane. Bases 1 to 1188 code for a protein of 395 amino acids. The record is from RefSeq and is a predicted model, not a curated record. The transcript has a single exon. Lineage: Eukaryota; Metazoa; Arthropoda; Insecta; Coleoptera; Lampyridae.